AGCUGCUUCACAGAGCUAACAGAAACCUUGAAGCGUCUGGGGCUACUCUAUUUUUACAGACCCUUUCUCAACAAUUUAGCCAGGUGGAUUAUAAAGAAUUUCAGGUUCCAUUCAGAAUGAAACUUCUCCUUCAGUCUGUCUUCUGCUGGUGCCUACUAGCCACUGUCGCUCCAAGUGUGGAGAGCACAAAAUUUGACUUGAGCUCAGAGAUGAAAAGAAGGUUGAAUGUCUGGUUGCAGAGCAGAAGUAAACGUGAUUUAAGCAGCAUUUCUGUGGUGAGCAAAGUAGACUCAACACAGUUUGUGAGACCAGAAGAUGUCAAAGACACAUUAUCACCUCAUUCCAGCUCGGACAUCAACAUCCGGGCGAAGAGGUCCAAGAACUCGGUCAGUCAGACCAGGAGAUCAGGCUGCUCCCUGGGCACCUGCACGGUGCACGACCUGGCGCACCGCAUCCAUCAACUCAACAACAAGUUCAAGGUCGGCAGUGCCCCCAUGGACAAAAUCAGCCCGCUGGGGUAUGGCCGGAGGCGUCGCUCGCUCCCCAAUCGCCAUGCCACUCUACAACUGGAGGGCGGCCGGCUGCGGCCCGUGUGGAGGACCACAAACAGCCGAGUGCACAGAUUGGAGGUGCUCCUCCGACGGACAUGAGGCGGGAGGAGGCAAAGGAGGGAGGCAUCCUGGCGCUUUGUGGCCAAGAUUUUUUGGCCAGUGUCAAAAUGUUACAGGUGCCUCAGACUCCCGCCCAAUGCGCUCCAAUAUGUUACAGUUCACUGAGGAGCUGCAUUUGCUGGCAGCGCCGACUCAGAGCACGAGGCAGUCGAUGGUCAGGUCACACCGGGGGAGGGGAACACUCUAUCAGAGGACUAGAUGGGGGAUGGAGAGGGUAGCGGUGUGCACUGAGGAAUGGCUAAUGGGACAUACAUGUAUGGGGAAUCUACAUCCUUCCCCAGGACAUUGGGACUUGACACGCUUCUCUGUCUCCCCUAGCUCUGAAGGAAUUUCCACAUGAAUCUUGGGACACAGCAGAGCGUCCUCUCUCACAGCCCUGGGACAGGAGACAGUUUGAGGGGGUGACACGAGCGAGGCACAUUCCUCUCUCCAGAAGGAAAGUGCCAGGAAGACACAACACCAGCCUUCAUUUGCUCUGACUCUCACACUUUACCAAAUGACUGAACUCCGUCUCAUUGAGUGAAAAAAAAAGAUCUGAUCAGCACUGCCAGGAAUGGAGAUACCACAUGGAGUUGGACUUCAAAUUUAGAGCAAUAAAGCUCUUUAGCUAUAUUAAACCAAGCAUUUGGACACUGUAUUGAGGGGACAUAUCUUAGAAUCUAUUCAAUAGCCUUGCAAGUCCAUUAAGGAUGAUAUCAUACUUGAAGUUGAUUUUUUAUAGAGAAAUGUGCAA
Molecule: messenger RNA, 1404 nt
Organism: Megalops cyprinoides (Indo-Pacific tarpon)
Lineage: Eukaryota; Metazoa; Chordata; Actinopteri; Elopiformes; Megalopidae
Product: pro-adrenomedullin-like
Exons: 4
Coding region: 117-650 (177 amino acids)
Biological process (GO): adrenomedullin receptor signaling pathway; adenylate cyclase-activating G protein-coupled receptor signaling pathway; regulation of systemic arterial blood pressure
Cellular component (GO): extracellular region
Molecular function (GO): adrenomedullin receptor binding; hormone activity
Source: RefSeq, a predicted model, not a curated record